GUGGUCCCCUUCUACAACCUGGGGGUGCUGAUGGCUCUCUUCUCCCCCCGCUGCACGGACUCCCUGCCCAGCGUCCGGCAACACGCGGUGGACUGCGUCCAUUCCCUCCUCUACGUGCAGCUCUGCUAUGAAGGCUUUUCCCAGGAUCACCAGGAUGAAUCCGUGGAGCAGCUGAAAGCCCUGAAGCCAGGCCUGAAGGACCCCGAUGUGACCGUCCUCUUCCAGACGUGCUGCAACAUUGCCAGGGUCAUGGCCAAGCACUUGCCCCCGGACCAGCUGCUCAGCCUGCUGCUCUCCAUGCUGGAGGGCUUGGCGGACCCCGACCGGAACUGCGCCCGAGCGGCCGCCGUCAUGAUCAACUCCAUCCUGAAGGAGCGAGGGGGGGUCCUGCUGGAGAAGGUGCCGAAGCUCCUGGAGGUGAUCCACCUGAAGCUGCAGGAGGUGCCGGAGGAGUCGGUCCGCAAGGCCACCCAGCAGACGGUCUGCAUCCUGGCCAGCCAGCACAAGGCCGCGGUGGUGUCCAGCCUCCUCGGCCACAGCCUCCCCCUGGACAGCUGCAGCUGCACCAUGUGGAGGGCGCUGGCCUCGGAGCCCACCCUGACCCCGCAGGUCCUGGAGCUGCUGCUGGACAAGGUGAACCGGGACGUCCCGUACAAGGAGAACAAGUCCUUCCUUCGAGGGAGCCGCUCGGAGCGCGUGGCCACCUUCUUCCCCCUCUCGGCCACGUGUGCGCUGCAUGAGAUCAUGUCUGUCCCGGAGUCUGGACCGGCCGUGGGGGGCCUCUACGCGGAGCUCUUCGUCUCCCUCCUGCUGCGGGUCAGCUGCUCGGUCGGCGUCCAGCUGCCCAAGCACCUGCACUCCAAGGAGCGGAGGAGCAUCGGCCGGGGGCAGAGCCUGCGCACCCUCGACCCCUGCAGCUCUGCCAUCGAGACCCUGAAGGCCAUGCUGAGCCAGGGAGGCAGCGAGUCGGUCAGCCAUGCUGUGACGGAGGACGGAGGCUGGGAGCUGCUGCGGAGCCCGGACAAGCACUAUGACGGGGUGGCCUUCCUGGCCAGGGCCAUGGCGAAGCACGCGGGGCCCCGACUCCCCCUGAUCGUGAAGCUGCUCUCGCCGAUGCUGAACAGCAUCUACGACAGCCAGCGGGUCACCACCACUGCCUACUUUGCAGAGCUGCUCAACAGCAACGUGGUGAAUGAUCUGAUCCUUCUGGAGACCCUGAUGGACAGCAUGACAGCCCGGCUGAGGGACUCCUCCACGGCGGUGCGGAUGCUGGCCCUUCGUGGACUGGGGAACGUCGCUUCGGGCUCCCCAGAGAAGGCGAGGAAGUACGGGGGCCAGCUUCUGUCCUCCAUGAUCAGCAGCUUGGACGACAAGGAUGAUCCCCACAACCUGGUGGCCUUGGAAGCCAUGUCCAGCCUCUCCAAGAUCCUGGCCUUCACGGAAGAGAGCGACGUCCACGCCGUGCUGCUCCAUGUCACCAUCCGAAUACGGCCCUUCUUCGACAGCGAGGAGCCCAACCUCCGCAAGGCCUCCACCUUCCUCUUCGGGAACCUGGCCAAGUUCAGCUCCGGGAGUGGUGAGGACGCCUUCUUGGAGCAGAUCCUCUACGGCCUGGUGACUUUGCUGCUCCACCUCCAGGACCCGAAGCCAGAGGUCAUCAAGGCCUGCAAGUUUGCCUUGCGCGCGUGUGGGCCCCUCUUGGGCUGCGCUGGGCUGGCCGAGAUGUUCCAGAAGCACCUGCACGAGGAGUGGAGCCUCCACUACGGCGAGUUCAUGAACGACGCCUGCAAGCACCUGGUGAGCACCUGGCCUCGGGCUUCCCGGCCUUCCUUCCCC
Molecule: messenger RNA, 1836 nt
Organism: Pseudonaja textilis
Lineage: Eukaryota; Metazoa; Chordata; Lepidosauria; Squamata; Elapidae
Source: RefSeq, a predicted model, not a curated record